Messenger RNA from Phytophthora sojae, 390 nucleotides. RefSeq lists its product as hypothetical. Lineage: Eukaryota; Oomycota; Peronosporomycetes; Peronosporales; Peronosporaceae. The annotation marks the transcript as partial. The transcript has a single exon. The record is from RefSeq and is a predicted model, not a curated record.
CAAUUCUGUAUGGUCAGCGUCCCCGCGCGUCUGGAACACAUCGGCGGCAACCGCUUUGUCCGCGACGGGUAUGGCGGACAGGAAGUGCUGACGUCGAUCGAGGGGCUCACUGCUACGGACCUGGCCGAACUGAAUGAGCUGGUCGGCGAGCGUGAAGACGUCAACGAGUUCUUCGUUCGUCCCCUGGCCAGUUCGCCCAACCCGACCGAAUUAGAGACCCUGCUCAAUUCUCUCUCUGCGCGUCGCGAGAUGGCAUCCAUUCUGUCCGUCUACGAGUGUCGUGACUUGGCUGCACGGGUAUUCGGUAUGACCACCAUCAUGCGGCGUAUGCUCGUCAAGUACCGAUUCAUGCGGCACCAAGUUGAGACGCAGGGAUCCGGUACGGCUGAC